AUGGCAGCAGCAGACGGACGGCCCCAGGAACUGGUGGACAAGAGCAGGGGUGCCAGGGAGCUCCUGCAGCAGGAAAGGUUCCGUGUGGCACCGAAGAGGAAGGAGGGUGAAGAAGAAGGAGCAGGAGCUGCAGACUGUGUGGGAGAGAGUCUGGCACUCGUGCAACAGAGCAAGAGGCACUCAAAGUCGUGGGCCGAGGACUUCCGCAGUCUGACACAGCGCACCAGGAGCCUGCUGCAGGCUGGCCGGGUGUUUGCUGUGCACCAGGUGGAAGGUCGCCGCCGACACGCAAGAAUAAGCCUCGAAGCCGGGCGGCUGUGCCUCCAUGCCCUGGCGGACCAUCCCCUGACAGUGUGGGCGUCAACCCUGCAGGUCAGCCAGGUCGUGCCGCCCUCCCCCCCCUGCACGGUGUUCCUGGACCUGUCCUGGCCGGGCCGUGCGCCGCGCCGGGUCCACAUCCGUCUGAGCCCCGACACCCCGUGGGGCCGCCAAUUCCUGAUGCUGUGCACGGGGCAGCGCGGCCCCUCCUACCGCGGCACCAGGCUGUACGAGGUGGAGGACAAGGGGUGGCCGGGAGAGUGUGUGUGGGGCGGGGACUACGAGAGGAAUGAUGGUACGGGGGAAUGUGUGCUGCUGCCUGGCCUUGAGGAGGGUGAGGAGAGGAGGCCAUGCCGGGCAGGGGAUGUGUGGGGGGAGGGGAGGCGGGGUGUGUUUGGCAUCACCACCAGGGACUGUCAGGUUGUGUUGCCUUGUUGUUUCUUCGGUGAGGUGGUGGAGGGACUGCACGUGGUGGCCGAGGCAGCCCAACACAGCGACAUUAAGGAGGUGACUGUGGUGGACUGUGGCGUGGUGCUGUAAGGGUAUACUGGCCUGCACCACCACCACCACCACCACAACAUUAUAGAGGAGAUUGUGGUUGUUUUCUUAACCCGUCCGCUGCAGGCGACGACACAGUGUCGUCGCCUGCAGUUUUGAGUAUUUGUUUACCGACGACACAGUGUCGUCGGUAAACAAAUACUCAAAACUGCAGGCGACGCACCGUUUGCGUCGGCAAAUUAAAAUAUUCAUAGAAUAUUCCCAAUGCGUUCCCGAGCGCUCAAAUUUUGACAGAGUCGUCCCUGAAGGCUGCCUGUGCUUUGUGUAUGUGGAUGUCAUCUGGAGAGGCCUAUCUCGUGACUCACGCCGUGGGCCACGUGUCCAGUGUUGCCAGGUCAGCCAAUUUAUUUUGCUCAGAGAUGUUUUCGCUUAUAGCACAAAACUUUAUAUAUACAACAGUUACUUAGAAGCCAAUUUAUUUUGCUCAGAGAUGUUUUCGCUUAUAGCACAAAACUUUAUAUAUACAACAGUUACUUAGAAGCCAAUUUAUUUUGCUCAGAGAUGUUUUCGCUUAUAGCACAAAACUUUAUAUAUACAACAGUUACUUAGAAGCCAAU
Eriocheir sinensis (Chinese mitten crab) is the source of this 1433-nucleotide messenger RNA. Its product is annotated as peptidyl-prolyl cis-trans isomerase-like. NCBI's taxonomy places the organism in Eukaryota, Metazoa, Arthropoda, Malacostraca, Decapoda, Varunidae. The record is from RefSeq and is a predicted model, not a curated record. The transcript is spliced from 3 exons. The coding region runs from base 1 to 858 and encodes 285 amino acids.